UGCGUAAAAUUGUGUUGACCUCGAUAAAAUGGUUCAGUGAGGUCUUAUAAUGAACGAUCAUAAGCCGUAUUCUUAUAAAACCAUCCAAUUUAUUUAUUGCGGGAAUUAAGUGGCAAAUCGCGUCGAUUAUGGUGCUGUUGACAGAGGUCGGAAGAGUGCGUUUUAGCAGCGUCAUAAUUGUGCUGUCGAGUGUAAGAAGCUGAUUGGCUGUUCCAGUGUGACGGGGGUUCUUGUCCCAGAUCGCAGGGGUUAGACAAUAAGGAUCCAAACAGCAGCAUUUCCAUUAAUAACACAGCAUAGAUGGAAUUUAUCUCUCUGUGCUCUUGAGCAGCUGUCGCUGACACACAUACAACAGUUAAAAUUUUAUGAGACGAUUUGAAUAAUUCUUCUUUUUUAUUUAAUCACUUAAAUAAAUCAAAUAGAUCCCAGAAAAAGAUUCUGACUUUUUAGCAAAGAAAUGGUGAUGGAGAAGCCCAGUCCCCUGCUGGUAGGGCGGGAGUUUGUGAGACAGUAUUACACACUUCUCAAUAAGGCACCAGACUUUCUGCACAGAUUCUAUGGACGAAAUUCAUCCUAUGUCCAUGGUGGACUGGAUUCAAAUGGAAAGCUUUCAGAGGCAGUCUAUGGGCAAGCUGAGAUACAUAAGAAGGUAAUGUCCCUGCAAUUCAGUGAGUGCCACACAAAAAUCCGGCAUGUGGAUGCCCAUGCCACUCUGAGUGAUGGUGUGGUUGUCCAGGUGAUGGGAGAACUUUCCAAUAAUGGGCAGCCCAUGAGGAAGUUCUUACAGACAUUUGUACUGGCUCCAGAGGGUUCUGUGGCCAAUAAGUUUUAUGUUCACAACGAUAUCUUCCGAUAUGAGGAUGAGGUCUUUGGUGACUCUGAGGCGGAGCUUGAUGAAGAGUCCGAAGAAGAAACCGAUGAGCCAGAAGACAGGCAACCAUCACCUGAACCCCUCCAGGACAGCCCCAGUAAUGCAAACUGCUAUGAACCCCAUCCUGUGAGCUGUAACAAUGGUGUGGAAGAAGCUCAUGAGGAAGCAGUUAUGGAACUAGAGCCUGAGGUUGCCCCAGAACCCAAGAUUGAAGAGCCGAAGCUCAAGGCAGAGGAGAAGGUCGUAGAGGAGUUUGAGGAGAAGGCACCGUCUCCUGUUCCUAUGGAAUCGCCACCUAACAUACAAGAACCACCUAAAACUUCAUCUUGGGCUUCUGUGACCAGCAAAAAUUUGCCUCUUGCUGGCACUGUUCCAUCCUCUGGAGCUCAACCACAUGUUGUUAAAGCACCAAACCCACAGCCCAGAGUUGAGACCAAGGCAGAGGUGUCAUCAGCUACAAUCCGUCCACGUGACCAGCGUAUCCGUGACAGACCUUCAGUAACCUCGAGAGGGCCUAGAUCUGAUGGUGUCUUAUCUUCUGACUCUCAAACUGGAAAGCCACAUUUCAGCUUUGUGAAUAAAGGAAGGGGUGAUGAGUCGAGUGAAAUGGACAGCAGAAGGGUUGUCAGGUAUCCAGACAGUCAUCAGUUGUUUGUUGGAAAUCUCCCUCAUGACAUUGAUGAGAGUGAACUCAAAGACUUCUUCAUGACAUUUGGAAAUGUUGUUGAGCUGCGAAUCAACACUAAAGGCACUGGAGGAAAGAUUCCCAACUUUGGCUUUGUUGUCUUUGAUGAUUCUGAGCCGGUGCAAAGAAUUUUAGGAGUUAAACCAAUCAUGUUCCGUGGUGAGGUACGUCUCAACGUGGAGGAGAAAAAAACGAGGGCGAUGCGUGAGCGGGAAACUCGUAGUGGAGGUGGAGAAGAUCGCCGGGACUCAAGGCGUAGUGACCGUGGUCCAGGCGGGCUGCGUGGCAUUCCCGGAAGCAGCAUGAUGCGAGACCGUGACGGCAGAGGCCCACCUUCACGUGUUUCCACCGUACCUAAACCAGGCAUGGCCUCUGGGAGGGGUGCAGGGUCUAGUGAGGGUCGUUUUACUGCUCAGAGGCGUUGAGAGGAGCUCCCCUUGUAGUUUGGAAGUAGUAAAAUGUUCAUUUAUGAUGAUAUUGAGAAGUCUAUGUAAAAACAUACAUCAGGUUUUUUUUUUUUUCCAGUUUUACUCCUUGUGUACACUUGCAUUUUUGCCUCUGGAAUGUCAGCUGUUUCUUGUGAAACAGAUCAACAACUUGAACAAUUUAAUGACUCAAAACACACUGUUCACUUUAAAUUGGAAUUGUGCUGCAAGUCCUCUGGUUUGUCAUUUAUCAAGUGGUAACAAUUGCAAACUUUGUAGGGAAACAAAUCAGUUAGGUAUAUUUAGCGCUGAUUUCUGAUCUGUGAUGUUUCUUUGACAUUUCCUAUUAGAUUACCUUCCAGUUGCUGUUGGUGUAAAAUGUGCAGAUUGAAAGGUGGCUUUUUUGAAAAAUAUUUUUUCUUUUUUUUUCUUUCAGGCUAGCCUUUUAAUACAUAUUAUUUAGGUAAUUUCACUAAUCAGCUCAUUAAUAAGCUAAAGGCUACCUGUAGUCAUAACUGUGAGCUAAUAAUAUUUCAUUUAAUGGUAAUUACUUGUACGGGAAGAAAAGAAAAAAGGAAAGUUAAAGUAUAGUGCAAGACAGUGAGAGUGGAGACAAGGCAUGUCCUCUCCAGUUCUGUUUAUGUACUAUUUUUGUUUUUAUUUUUUAAUGUACAGAUUUGACAACACUUUUCUUAUGUUCUGGGUCUGCCUGAAUAAGUGAAUGGAGCAUUAAUGGAAGCAUUUGUAAAGUGGAAAGGUACCAUGAUUUUUUGUGUAAAGGCAUUUUGGAUUUAUGCUGAAUGUUUUUUCUAAGGCAGAGUCACUUUAAUACAUUUUUUUUAUAUAAUCCUGAUCUCAUUUUUGUGAUGUGAGUUCCAUUUUACAUCCAAGCAAUUGUUCUUGUUCUUUUUAAAUUAAAGCAAAACCGUAUUUAUACAGGGUACAGAGAAACUUUGCUGGUGCAUUUCUGACUUUCCCAAAUGGACUAGUUUUGCAUUCUACAUUUUUUUUAAAAAUGAAAUUAUGGUAUUUUAAAAAGCACUGAUUAGAAAAAGAGGUUGUCAAUUUUCCUCCAGACACAUAAGGCUUCAUUAACAGUUUUUUUCCCCUAAGAACUGUUGGUCCUUUCAGAAUUUAUGCCUUAUUGGGGGAAGCAUAAUUUUCUGCUGUUUUUUUUUUUUCAUUAUUAUUUUUCAUGUGUAUCUGUUUAAUUGAUAUCCACACCCGUUUUCCAUUUUCAUGAUGAGGAACGUGUUAAUGCUGUUCUUCAUGAAUGGAAGGAAGUAUAAGUACAGUGGGGUAGACACUGUUUUCAUUGUGCAGUGGUACUCGGUCUACAAUUUGCACUGAUUUUGUAAGUACAGUUCAAUGUAGCGCUAUUUUUGAUGUUUAAUGUCUUCCGUGUCAGGUAGAUUGCACUAAUUGCAGUAUUUCUAGGACAAUCUUCAUCAGGGACAUUGCAUUUCUUUUGUUGUUGUUUUUUUGGGGACAGCUUGUUCUCUGUUAAAAGACAUUUUGGUUGCAGAUACAUUUACUUUUGGAAGAUUUUGGAAGAAAAGUCCUGCCUAGAGACUUCUUUCCCCAUCAACUCUACCUAGUUCUUUCGUGUUCUGAGUUUGGGACCUGGAACAUUUGAAUUACUGUGUAAAUAAAUGCCACAAUGGCCUUUCUUUUUAGAUGUAAAGUACUUCAGUCAGCCAAAUACUUUGAACGUUUGGAUUACAGAAGAGAACAAAAGAAGACUAUACACUUAGGGCUUGGUCAAAUAACUGUGCUUUUUUUUCAACCCAAAAUAUGCAUCAGACUUUAAUUUGUUUUAUUCACUCAUAUCAUAUAAUCAGAUUAUUUUAACCCUCUAAUCCUAAUGCAAAACAUUGGUUUUCAUGCAGUUAUUAUGAGUUUUAUAAAUGCUCUGUUUAUAGAUGUAGUUCAUUUUGGUGGAACAAGAACAUGUUCUUGUAUUAGAAGGUGGUUACCAUGUUAUUCUACUUAGACUGCAUUUUUGUGUGAGUAGAACAUGUUGCAGCUGGAUGUUUAUUUAUUACUGUUUUUAUUAUUUUUUUAUUAUUUUUAUUUCAUUUUUAUUCAGUUUCAAUGUGUUAGACUUGACAUACAAUAAACUGAAAUCUGUGCUGUUCAGUGCAAGUGUUGUGGCUUUAAA
This is a messenger RNA of Onychostoma macrolepis, 4142 nucleotides long. RefSeq names its product G3BP stress granule assembly factor 2a (gene g3bp2a). Gene Ontology annotation, cellular component: cytosol; ribonucleoprotein complex. The transcript is spliced from 13 exons. NCBI's taxonomy places the organism in Eukaryota, Metazoa, Chordata, Actinopteri, Cypriniformes, Cyprinidae. Bases 458 to 1981 code for a protein of 507 amino acids. The record is from RefSeq and is a predicted model, not a curated record. Gene Ontology annotation, molecular function: mRNA binding.